AUGGCGUCCUCGCGCCGCGCCUUGCCCGUGGCGACCCUGGCCCUCCGGGUCCUCGCGCUGCUCCUCCUCGCGGCCUCCAUCAUCAUCAUCGCCACCGCUGAACUCCAGGACAGCAUCUUCGAGCCGCAAGGCAUCAUCACGUUCAAAGAUAUAUACGCGUACCAGUAUGUGCUGGCCGUGGGUGUCAUCGGGUGCGCCUACAAUCUGGUGGCGGCUUUGUUCGUGGCGAUCAACGUCGCCGGGGGGAGGAAGAUGAUCGGCGGCGGCGAGGCCGGCACCGUGCUCCUCAUCUGCGCCGACGUCGUGUGCGCUGUGCUGGUCGCCACGGGAGGGGCGGCGGGCUUGGGUAUAACGGUGGAGGCCCAGCGGCAGAUUGGCAAAUCCUUGGAUUCAGUCUCCAAGACAUUCUUCAUCAGGGUUGACAUCUCCUGCGGCGCGCUGUUGCUCGCAUCCCUCUGCCUCGUGUUCAUCGUCAUGCUAUCCUCUUUCUCACUCACCAAGUAG
Molecule: messenger RNA, 504 nt
Organism: Triticum turgidum subsp. durum (durum wheat)
Lineage: Eukaryota; Viridiplantae; Streptophyta; Magnoliopsida; Poales; Poaceae
Source: the annotation of a GenBank genome assembly